Molecule: messenger RNA, 1926 nt
Organism: Closterium sp. NIES-65
Lineage: Eukaryota; Viridiplantae; Streptophyta; Zygnematophyceae; Desmidiales; Closteriaceae
Source: the annotation of a GenBank genome assembly
AUGGCCGGAUUGCCGGCUUCUGAGCCACAGGGUGAACCCCUCGGUGCAGCAAGUUCAACGGAUUCAACGCGUGGUGCCGCCGGCCAACCCGCGCCAGGUGUCGCGUCGUCCACGUCAGCCACGCCCGCCACGUCAGCCGCGGGAGCCACGUCAGCUCCGGAGAAGGCGGCGCAGGAGAAGGCGGCAGCGAGCGUGCCUAGUCUGCAUGACAUCUCGGAUCAUAGCAGCGAGGAAGGCGACAACGACCGGGAAGAGAAGGAUGGGAAGACGACGGGUGCUGCUGCGGAAGGGGAGAAGGACGAGCAGGGAGCGAAGGAACGGGCGAACGGGGACGCAAGGCCGGAAAUGCUUAAUGGCAACGGCACGAAUGGGAUUGCCGCUGCGAAAGCAGAUUCUGGCUCCGCUGCUGAUGUUGCUGCGAAGGAGGAGCAUGAGAGUGACGGUGAUGGUAACAAUGCUGCUGCGAAGCCUGGGCUGCUCGCUGCGUGGUGGCGGAAGGCGGAGCGACUGUUCCCUGCGCUGCUCCGAGUCGGCAAGGGGGAGAAACGGGAGGGAGGGGAUGGGGACGACGAGGGUUCGAGCACGGCGCUUGUGCCAGCUGCAGCAGCAGGCGUGCCUGCUGUGCCUCAAGUCGUCGUUGAAGACCCACCUUUGGUGCCGCGUGGCAGCUACUGGGCGGUCUUCCAGGCGUUCUUCCUGCUCGGGUGGACGGCGUUCGGCGGCCCAUCCGCCCACAUCGCCAUGUACCACAAGCAAUUCGUGGAGCUGCGCGGCUGGAUGUCAGAAGACGUGUUUGCAGAGCUAUUAGCGCUCACCCAGGCAGUGCCGGGGCCAUCCAGCACGCAGAUGUCAUUCUCCAUCGGCAUUCUCCAGAAGGGCAUCACUGGUGGGCUGCUCUCGGGAGCAUUGUUCCAGUUCCCAGGAGCUCUCAUCAUGGCCAUCGCUGGCUUUGGCAUCGCCAAGUUUCUUGUCGACCCAGCGCCGUGGCUGUCUGCGCUCUCAGCAGGCCUGGCGGCGGUGGCAGUGGCAUUGGUGGCGGAGGCAGCAGUGAUUUUGGGGAAGAAGAUGUGUCGCAACAAAGUGACUCGCGUGCUCUGUGUGGCCUCUGCCGUGAUUACCUUUUACUACGCCACGCAGUGGAUCUUCCCCACCGUCAUCCUGCUUGGCGGCGUGGUCACGUAUUUCACGGAGCGCAACAAGCCCAUUCCGCCGCAGCGCAGCGACAUUCAGAGGCUCGGCGUGUCCCCUCUGGUGGGCGGCAUGCUGCUGUUUGCGUGGAUCGCCAUCCUGGUCGGUUCCAUUGUCUACAAGAAUGCCACGAGCUAUGAGAGCGCAAAGUGGAUCCACUGGUUCGAGGGUUUCUACUUGACUGGGUCAGUGACUUAUGGAGGAGGCCAGGUGGUGCUGCCGCUGCUGGAGAGCGUUGUCAUUGACUAUGAGACCGUGUGCCCUCCCAAUGGAGGAAAGUGCUAUGAAGUGGAGGCCAACACAUCAUGGGUAACUUCCCAGCAGUUUCUUGCCGGACUCGCUCUUGCACAGGCCCUGCCUGGUCCGCUGUUCAACUUCUCAGCCUACAUUGGUGCCAUUGUGGGGGGGAUGGGCGGGGUGAUAGCGUGUUGGUUCGGCCUCUUCUCGCCCGGCAUACUCAUCAUCUAUGGCGUGCUGCCCUUCUGGGGCAAGUUCCGCCAGUGGAAGCUGUACAAGCGUGCUACACCGGGCUUCAACUCAACUGCAAUCGGUCUCAUUUGGGCAUCAGUGUUUUCCCUGGGCCUCAAGGUGUACAAAGUCAGUCCCUUCCCCAUGGCAUCGCUCUGCAUUGCCAUGAUUGGAUACGCUUCUACCAAUUUCCUCAAGAUUCCUGCUCCACUUGCCAUCAUUGUUGGAGGAGCGCUAGGGGUGGUAGCAUGGGCCACGAACAUGCAUUAG